Vicia villosa (hairy vetch) is the source of this 330-nucleotide messenger RNA. RefSeq lists its product as uncharacterized. The record is from RefSeq and is a predicted model, not a curated record. Lineage: Eukaryota; Viridiplantae; Streptophyta; Magnoliopsida; Fabales; Fabaceae. The transcript has a single exon. Bases 1 to 330 code for a protein of 109 amino acids.
AUGUUCAAAACCCCAAUUGGUAUGUCUCCUUAUCAACUGAUUUAUGGUAAAGCUUGUCACCUUCCUCUUGAAUUAGAGCAUAAAGCCUUUUGGGCAUCCAAACUUUUGAAUUGUGAUCUUGCAAAGGCCGGUGAAUCCCGAAUUCUUCAACUCCAUGAGUUAAAGGAAUUUCGUAAUCAGGCUUAUGAGAAUUCCAAGAUGUACAAGGAGCCAACAAAGAAGUGGCACAAUCAGAGAAUUCAGAAGAAAGAAUUCUGGGAAGGACAACUGGUGUUGUUAUUCAAUUCUAGGCUCAAGUUGUUUCCUGGCAAAUUGAAAUCCAGAUGGUGA